This is a messenger RNA of Diachasmimorpha longicaudata, 3944 nucleotides long. Its product is annotated as probable serine/threonine-protein kinase kinX. The transcript is spliced from 5 exons. Bases 153 to 3716 code for a protein of 1187 amino acids. The record is from RefSeq and is a predicted model, not a curated record. NCBI's taxonomy places the organism in Eukaryota, Metazoa, Arthropoda, Insecta, Hymenoptera, Braconidae.
AUAAGGAAUAACGAGUGAAUCCGUAUCCGCGGGCUGUUAGCUCGAGUCCUCGUCGAGGCCGGGACACUAUACCGAAUAUUCGAAUAUUUAUCUACAACAGUCGCAAAAGGCUGAACAUUGAACAUCUUUGAAAUUCUAAAAUAAUACUCCAAAUGUCAGAGGAGUCGGCAGCGCCUGUGGGCGACGAUAAUUCCGAGAUGAAGCCGGGUGAGGAGACCAUGUCUCAGGAUCAGGAGGAGGUAUGUAACAAGGAUACAGAAUUGAUGAUGCUCGAGGGUGAAACAAUCGAGGAUGAGAAGAUGCCGUCCUACAUGAAUGCCACCAGCAUUUCGAGCUCCACAAAACCCGAUGACUCGAGGACUGAAAAUGAUGGACAAACACAACCUCAAUUUGAGACUAAUGAAAGUACCGGAGAGCAGGAGCGCAACGAGCAAAAUUCAGAGGGGGACAGGAGCAACAGUAGUGUUGUGGAGUUGGUGACAUCGGGAGAGGAGAGCGAUCGAGGAUUCGAUGGAGUCGAGGAUGAAGAGGAUUAUACCACUGAUGACGAUGGAAGGGAUUUCGAUGAUGAAGACGAUGAAGAGGAAGCUGAGUAUUUGAGACGCAAUAAUGAUGAGGAUGAUGAUGAGGAUUAUAGUGAGAGUGAAAUUGAGGCUGAACAAUUUGAAAGAUCUUCUGACGACUUCGUUCAGCGUCCAUCGGAAGUAUUGGAGAGUCAAGCCAGAGAGCGAAGCAGAUCACUGCAAGACUUAACAAGCCCUACCCGGCGAAUUGGAAAAUUCAAUAGUAAUAGACAGCAUUCCGAGCUAGAUGGACGAGCAGAUUUUAAUCUUGGUGGUCAGAGGAGAUGUUUCUUGGGGGGACCCAAGUAUGGGCAUAUCACCAGCAAGGUGAAACAGUACAUUCACGGGAUGAAAGAGCAGAGUCGCUUGUCAAGGCAGAGAAGAUCAAGGGAUCCACUUGAUGUCAAUCGAGAAUUAGCCAAUGUCAUUAAGAGAGAUCAAGCAAUGGAGACAGACAUUCGCGUGAACCCGCAAAGUCGUCUUCUCAAAAGCUAUAUGGAAAAUAAUAUGAAGCACAUGAUAGUAGAGGAUCCAACUCGUGCUGAGGACAUGACUGUAAACCGCCAUUUAGUUGAAAAUGGUGCUGAGAUAAUAUCCGUCGACACAGGAGAAACUUUGAAAAAGUCUUACGAUACGACAAUGGUAAUGGAGGUUGAUAAAGAGAAUGAAAUUUGUCCGGAUAAACAUCAGCAUCAGCUGGAUAAAAAACCUAAUGGAGUCAUGAUUGUUGAUUAUCCAGGACUAUCACCAGUUGAGCCGAAGCCUUCUGUCAAUUUGAAAGACAACCAAGAAGUGAAGGUCGAGACUCUGACAAAUGGCAAGGAUGAAAUGAAGCAGAUAACAAACUGUCAAUCGGUUUCAUACGAGGAUUUCAUUAAGGGAAACUUCGAUGGUAACCAAGAUCAAAAGACUGAAAAGCAGAGGAAGCCCCCCUCUGAUCCUCUUGAAUUGACCGCAAUAAUACAGGAAAAUAUGUCGGCAGCUCCAAGUGCUCUGAAAAUCCAACAAGGAGAACCGAUCUCCCAGGAGAUUGUGAUAAGUACUAGAAAUCCUACAGAGAAUCCAGCAGUUGUUCUCUUGAAAGCUCAGUUGAAUAAGAAAGUGGUGGAGUGUGAUGGAAUUAAGGAAGAUUACAAGAGAAUAGUCAACAAGAACUUUCAGCUGAGGAACGAUUACAAUUUGAUGGCGGAUAAGAACCUCCAACUCGAAAAAAAAUUGAGUGACUUGACAAAGACUCUAGCUCAGUACCAGAAGGAGAAAACAAAAGAGAUGAGAGCUGUUGAAGUGCAAACAGAACCGCUGUCAACCGUCAUUGAUAAAAGCCUGGUAGUGAGCCAACCGAAAGUUGAACAGGAGAAAAUGUCGAACAACAGCUUCAGGUCGAUUGGUUCAGGUCCAAGUUCAAUAGAGCAGUGGACGGAUAGCAACUGCAGUCCUUCGAUAUCUCUAAAACCUCCAAACGUCGGUAGCAUUUUAAACUCAGAUGACAGUCUUUGUUUAGGAACGCCUCCAAAGACAACUCCACGCCCGAUCUCUCAAGCAUUUUAUACAAGUUCGAGAAUAUUGCAGACACUUGCCAACAUAACCCAGGGUAAAUCAGAUCCAGCUAAUCCAAACACUGGCGGAAGAAGGAAUAAUGCUCCAGGUCAGUCAAAAGAACCGAUAAGUCCCCUGGUAACAAAUGAAUAUCGCUCAAGAAAACGCAAAGCUAGUGAAUGUUUUGGAACGCCUGGUGUUGAUUCACAACUGUUCAAAAUGCCCUUUCUCAGUAACAAAUUACGGAGAGAAUCCAAUUCUGGUUAUGAAACAGAUGCUGGAGAUAAAACCACGGUGGAGUCACCUGCUAGUCAUAAAAAUGAUGGAAAUAAACGUGAUGAGGACGAUGUUGAGGAGAUUGAAGUGAAUGAUGGAAUAAAGUGUUAUGUUUAUAAAGAGGAUAUGGAUAGUAAGGAAAGGAGCUUUCUACUACAGGCUGAGGAGACUAAUAAAAUUGGUAAUAAUGGAGUGGUCAGAGAGUGUGGGCCUUUUUUGUUGGCUAAUCUUGAGGUUAGAAUGUCGGAGGCCAAUGGAACACUCAAUAUUUGGGGGCGAGAGAUAAAUCAAGAAUCUACAUCCGUCGAUGUUGAAGGGGCAGACUUGGAAGAAGAUGUACUAGGGAACGAGGCAUUUUGGCCAAAGACUCCAGCGGAAAAAUUGAGAACAACUCCGUUUGUGUGUUCCACGAACAAGAAACAAAAAUCUGGAAUAACAACAGCGGGAAUUCGGUCUAGAGUGCCGAAAAAAUUGCGCACAGUGUUGAAUCGUGUUGCUGGGUCAUAUGAUGAUCAAGUGGACAGACCCUUUGGCAGUAUGCCAAAUUUGGACAAUCCAGGGGUACAAAAUUGUCUCAGUUGUCACCAAAAACAGGGAGGCCAUUCACCUAUCCAAAUGGCACCCAGAAAAUCUAGCUGCUGUCCUCACAAUCACGAAGUCAAUAAUUACGAGUGCGAGACUGUUCAGAAUACUUGUGGUGCUGUACACAAUAUGACCUGUCGGGGAAUAUCCGUCUCCAAUCCUGCCAAUCUUCAUGUUAAACAUUCCUGCAUGAAUUAUGCGCAGAAUGAGGUCUGCAAACAUCAGCUCUCCUCCCAUCCAUUGACUGGAGACACUGAGGAGAUUUAUUGUCAAGUACCGAAACGCUGCCACUCCAUAGACAUUCCAUGUAACUCAAGAGGUGAAAAUAAUUGCCCACGAGGGAGGGCUCACAGUGAUGGACAACCGGUAUUUGUUGGGGAUACUGCUCCUCUUAUGCAGUCAGGGUCUUCCGAAGGAUCAGAUAAUUCCAAUCGUCGUCUCUCAGGUAAAAGAGUACGUGGAUUUCUCCGGGAUUUUUUAAAAGGUUGUGGUGAUUGUCGUCAUUCACACACGACAAGUUUAAAUACAGGCCAUCUCCAAGCUUCUGAAACACCAAUACCAGAUAUUCGUAUUACAGCAGCCCCCGAUAGUGGCUUGCACCAUCAGCCACAUUCCUCUAGUAAUGAUAGGGCACCGAAUUCAAUUGCCGAUUUUCAAUUGCAAUUUGAGCAACUGAUGGUGGACGUAGAGAAGAUAAAUACAAGGUCCAGAACAUUAUUUCAAAUGAUGAACACCCUAUGCAAUGUGGACUCUCAGUGAUCGUCAGCGCUGGGUGAUGUUUGAUAACUUUAAGCCAUUCACAAUAAUUAAUCUUAUGUUUAUCGUCUUAAUUCUCUUUCAUAGAAAUCGCGGACAUUUCAUCUUUUCUUGGCUUUACUUGUAAAUAGCCACAUUUUUUUUUUUUAUUACUAUUAAUUUUGUCAACGUUAAUACCAAUGGUACAUUUACAAGAGCUCUUAAUAAAUGUCUUCUGUUCCUUACACCGAA